ACCAGACCCCUUUGCUUUUACUGUAAUCGAAAUAAAAUUGUAUUGUUGUGCUGUCAGACUGUAGAAUUUGAAUCAGUAAUAAUAUUGCUGUAUUGACAAAGACAACAAUUCUGAGUUGCACAAUAAACUAAAAAAUAUCUAGACACAAUCUUGGAAUCGUAGAGCUGUGCCAUACUCUAUUCCAAUUGUUUUUUAGUCUUAAUGUAAGAUUUAAUAAAAUUAAUUAUUGGGAACAUUUACAUGGAUAUUCAGGAUGUCGGCUCAAAGAUCACUCUUUCUACAUUGCAAGGAAGGAAAUUUGAGUGAAUUAAAACACAUCGUAGAAGUUAAAGAUAUUGACUUAAACGUGAGGGAUGGUUGGGACAGCACCCCCUUGUAUUAUGCUUGCCUAUGUGGUCACAGAGAAAUCGUGGAAUACCUUCUCCAGAAUGGUUCAAAAUGUGAAGCCAGUACGUUUGACGGGGAAAGAUGUCUGUAUGGGGCGUUAACAAAUGACAUUCGGAAUCUAUUACGGAAUUGGAAGCAAAUUCAUUCCACCGGAAAAAAACGAGAUCGGCAUUAUGAAUUACUGAGGCAUAUGCUCGAGGAAGAAAAAUUGUGCAAAGAUAUUUUAUUCAAUGUUCAUGGUGUUGAAAUAAAUGCUCAUCGCUGUGUAAUCGCAGCACGGUCCCAUUUUUUCUCGGAAGCACUUUCCACACAUUGGAAAAAUCGUUCAACAGUUGCGCUGAAGCAUGAAAAAGUCACCUCAGAUGCUUUCCACGCAAUUCUACAAUUUUUAUAUCUCGGGAGGGUCGAUAUAAAACGAGAAAUAGUCGAUGACGUGAAACGGCUUGCGCAUUAUUGCAAUUUACAACAUUUGUCCGAAGAGAUUCUCUCUGCCGAUACCAGAAUGUCAGAAUUGUUUCGCCUGAAGCCGAACAUGAGUUGUAGAGUGAAAAUCGUGACAGUAGAGAGUGAAACAAGUUUUGCGCGCUUGGCAACCGAUUUGCGUUAUCUUGCAGAAUCUACACUUCCAAGCCGAUUACGAAGUUGGAUUGAGGUUCUCCCAUUUCCAGAAUAUGAUAAAAGGCCUUCGUUUUAUCCUGAUGUAUGUGUUGAAGUGGAAGGAGAAAUAUUCAACUGCCAUAAGGUUUUCUUAUGCGGACGUAGCGAUUAUUUCAAAGCUCUUUUGACUGAUCAUUUUCAGGAGAACAAAUCGAGUACAUCGGCAUCGUGUCCGAUAAUCAAACUUUGCCAUCUAACGCCGGAAAUCUUCAAAAAUAUCAUCAUUUAUAUUUACUCUGAGAUCUGUGAUUUUCACUCUUUAAAUGAUGCCAUGGAUGUGCUUCCAGUAGCUGACAUGAUGCUUUUAACUGGUUUGAAACGCAAGUGCGGGAACGUACUAUCUCAACAUAUGACGGAAAAUAAUAUCGUAGACAUGUAUCGAUGCUCACAGAUGUUCAAUCUACUAAAUUUAGAAGAUUAUUGCGUGGAGUUCAUGGCAAUUGAACUUGAAUCAUUAGUGGAAUCGGAAGAGUUCAUUGAAUUGGUGGUGGAGGAAGCUAAUUUGGUUCAGUGCAGAGAAGAGACAGACUCGAUACCUCUCAUUGAUGAAAUAAGGCACCACAUUACAGAUGCUACUUCAACGUAUGGUCAGAUGCAGCAGAGUUGUGCUAAGCUGAUGAAGUUGGACGCCAUGCUGGCAAGACUAGGGUUGGAGUGUUGAGUGACAUUCAUGUAAAUAUAAUAAGAAAUAGAAAGAUGCGCAACUCGUGAAAAGCAAAUGAUAUGGGCUAACACAGGGCUUAUCAAACUUUCAAGCUCGCGACCUCUCCCAAUAUGUUAAAAUUUUGUGCAGCCCCUGUUAUGUAUUCUUAUACACGUUGAUUCUCCUACCCUAUGUAUUCCCUUCAAAUUGUGAGAUUAAUGUUUUGCAUUAGUUUUAUUAAUUGUGCUUCGAAUCAGUUCCAAGAAGUACAAUGAAUAUAGUACUCCAUGUUAAAUUGGUGUCCACUUUGCGACACCCAAAUUUGUUGUGUGGCCUCUUGUAGGGUGGGGCCCCCUAUAUUUGAAAGCCCUGAUUAACCCUGAUGCACCAAGAUGGCGCACAACCUGAACAUGGUAGGUGUGUACCGGUUAGGAUUCAGGCUGUGUGACAUCUUGGUGCACAUACUGGAGCAUCUAAAAUGUUUAGGAUAGCAGUGUAGCUUUCGAAAUGCAGGGUGAUCCAAAAGAACAGAAAUCAUCUAGAUCAGUGGUGUUCAAACUGUGGGGCUUGUCCCCCAAGGGGGGUGUAAACAAUUUUUCACGGGGGUUGGUAGCUAAUAGACAAUGAAAAUAUUUGUUAGAUUCGAUCCUACCCGCUUUAUUCACGUUCCAUCCACGUAUUUCCAACUUGUUUUUCGAAUAAAACCUACUUUUGACUUGACCAUCUGUUAUUUGUUAGUUAGUUAAUAUUAAGGUUGGGCGCGAGACAUAACAAAUUCUGAAAAGGGGGCGAGGCCCAAAGUUUGAGAACCACUGUGCUAGAUAGAACUUUUGUGCAUUCUAGGUUAAUUUGGGCGCAAUCUUACACACAGUUCAACUGUUAAAUAUUUUUUCUUUAUUUUUGUAAAAGCAAUUAGGAAACGUAUGGUUCUGUUUGUUUGGGUGACGCUGUAUAAAAUAUAUUAUACCUGCCUGUUUAUAUAUAUCGCCCGCUAUAACAUAUGCAUAUUAAAGGAUCAUUUACUUAACAUGCCUUCUUACCUAUUGAUUAAGUAGAUUGAUUAUUUUUCAACGUUUGUGAUUAUUUUUAUGUUUAAUCCUACAUUAUUAAAGUUCCCCCGACUGCCUCUAAACUUAGGGAUUUUUCAUAAUGUAUUUUGCACAUAUGUACAAAUAACAUGGCAUUUAUAAUCUCAGUAAUUCUCUAUAAUUCAGAUGUUUCUAUUCGAUCAGACAUAGUGGGGCGUCGUCCUAACUUUGCACGGAGAUAUGGCUUUCUGUUUGCUGGUGUGCGUAACUUUGCUUUGAGCAAUUUUCUUAUAAAAACAUCUAUUACAGCAAAUGCCAUUCAUAUGCUAGUACCGGUAACUACUAUUUUUAGACAGACCUGAAUUUUCCCAGCUCUUGCCCAAUUAUGGGAUUUGGACCUAAAUCUUUAAUCUGCUACCCCAACAUAGUCUAACCUUCUAACUGGUGGGCCUAACUAAGAGUUGAACUGUUUCCCAGCAUCAUUGUAAGCUCUAUUCUUUAUAUUUUUGCAUAAAAAUUUGUAAAGUCAUUCUUCAAUUACCGGUACAAUAGGUUUUAGUGUUUAUAUUUGUGACAUACAUCAAUUUUUAAAAUCAGCUAUUGGUCUGCCAUUCAUUAAUCACAAUAGGCUCAAUAUGUAUCAUCGGUAUUUUGCAUGAAAAUUGAAUUUUUUGAAUUGAAAAUAGAAUUUUAUUUUUAUUUACCGGUACAAUAGGUAUUAGUGGUAUCUGAUGGUCACCUGGUGGUCUAGCAAUUGCUCUGCCAUUCAACACUUUAUGUUCAGAUCAAUUUCUAAAAUUAUAAUUCUAUUCAAGUGGUUAAAACACCAUAACCCUGAAAAUUAAAAUUACUACCAUAAAUAAAGUAAAGUGAAUAAAUUAAGUAAAUAUUACUUACUUAGUUACCAAUUAGUAGACGAUUUAUUUAGGUGAUUUUUCCACAACAACACAUUGAAAUAUGAUUCAUUGGCCCACUUCGUGUCCGAGUCAUAGACCAAUGCUGUGUGAUUGUGUCUAAUAAAUAUCUCAAAUUCUUAUUAUGAGCCAACAAGUUCCUCACAAUGUUCCUUUUUUUAAUUUGAUACCUAUGCCUUUCGCUCCGGUCAAGGCCCUAUGCAAGCAGCCCCUGAUAUUUAACGAUAUGUAAAGAUGCCUGUGGCGCAUAGUGCUGAGCAUUAUGGAUACGCUAUCCACUGCAUCCAUGAUUACUCUGCGCGGGUUCGCAGGUUCGAAUCCCAUGCGGGGAUGGUUAUGUGCGAGAGGAUUGCUGGACUCCUCGCCGCCGUAGGGUGAUUCACGUAAUCGCUGGUCGGUUUCGGCUUCGUCCACC
Molecule: messenger RNA, 4044 nt
Organism: Styela clava
Lineage: Eukaryota; Metazoa; Chordata; Ascidiacea; Stolidobranchia; Styelidae
Product: ankyrin repeat and BTB/POZ domain-containing protein 1-like
Cellular component (GO): ubiquitin ligase complex; cytoplasm
Molecular function (GO): protein binding
Source: RefSeq, a predicted model, not a curated record